GCACCGCCGUGGCCCGGCAGUGAUGGCGCGGCCCGGUCCCGCGCCGUGGUGGAAUUACUUUUUCCUGUACGAUGGUUCGAAGGUGAAGGAAGAAGUAGAUCCUACAAGUGCCGGGAUUUGUUACUUCUACCCUCCUCAGACUGUCCCGGACCAGCAGGACCUGCUGUGUGGACAGAUUGCUGGCGUGGUGCGCUGCAUGACUGAGAUUUCCAGAGUGCCUCCAAGCCUCAUUCGCCUGAGGAAGCUCAAGUUUGCAGUUGUAGUGGAUGGAGACUACCUGUGGGUUCUGGGCUGUGCUGUGGAGCUCCCUGACAUCAGCUGCCGGCGGUUUCUGGAGCAGCUCAUCAGCCUCUUCACCUUCUACAACGGGCCCGUGCACCGUGCGUACAUGGCACUUCCCCAGGAGGAGCUGAGCAGGCAGUGGGACAGAUACAUUGAACACAUCCAGAAAAACACCAGUGACCUCCACAGGAUUUUCAAUUCUCUCUGGAAUCUGGACAAAACCAAGGUGGAUCCCCUGCUUUUACUGAAAGCAGCUCUCAUCUUGCAAACUUGCCAGCGGUCUCCCUAUGUUUUGGCAGGCUGCAUUCUCUACAAGGGUUUGGUUGUGAGCACCCAGCUGCCCCCUCCUCUCACUGCCAAAGUUCUCCUCCAAGGCAGCGACUCUUCAGGCCAGGCUGAGCCUGGAGGUGAGGAGCAGCAGGGGCCUGGUUCCUCACUGCCGCAGGGUGUCCGGAUCAUCCCGGUGUUCCUAACAGAAGAUGAAGUCUCCGUGCUCCGAGACUUUCCCGUGGAGUGGAUGACCAGGUCAUCCGUGUCCCCAGCAAGCCCUAGAGGAGAGGGAGAUGCUCUCCGCUCCCAGGCAGCUUCAGAAUCAACAGGAGUUCCUGAAACCCAAGACCUGAAUAAUGCCUCUGUGCUGGAGAUCCCUGAGCAAGCUUCAGGCGCAGCUGCACCAGAAGAUGCUGUGCAUCCAGGCAGCAUUGCAAACAGUGUGCCUUUGGAGAGCUUCCCUGAAAUGGAAGCCAGUGCAAAGAACUCUUCAACUGCAGAACUGAGCAGACAAGACAGCUCAGAGCUCAGUAGAAAAGCAUCUUUCCCAUCAGAGAGAGACACGAAGCAGCUGCCAAGCCCUUCCACACUCCAUACUCCUGAAUAUGCUCAAACUACAGGUCCAUAUCUGGAAGGCUAUUUCUUUCCAAACCCUUACAGCCGAGAGCAGGAGAGUUACAACAUGAGGAAAUCCCCUGUGGACUCUUAUGUUGAGCAAAACAGCUUCCAGACCUAUCAUGCAGGCAGUGACAAUCCAGCUGCUCACUCUCCUGCCCGAGAGCUGAGCAGAAGGAAAUUGAGUGACCAAGAUGAGGAAGGGACUGUGAGCCAAGGAAGUGUCUCUGGGGAGAGCAGCAGUGCAGCUGGUGGCAACAUGCAGGGUUUGGAUUGUCCAGCCACUGCUGUACAACCACAGCUCCAGAGCAGGAGCCGGCUGCUGGCUGCAGAGGCUCAGGAGAGCCUGCCUGGUGACCCAGCACAGGGCAGGGGCUGCCCACCUCGGGGGGACGGUCCGGGAGCCCAGGCUGGUGCGGAGUCUGGCAGGGCCUGCGAUCCAGUUAAGAUGAGCUUGUACGUUCACUCCAUUAAGGGCCUUGUGCUCUCCCUUCUGGCUGAAGAUCACCUGCGAGAGGAGCAGAGCUCCAUCGAGGAUGUGUACCACAGCAGCCUGGCUUCUCUGAACGGCCUCGAGGUUCAUCUGAGGGAGACUCUGCCCAAAGACUCCUCGUCCUCAGCCAAGACAACCUACAGCUUCACUCACUAUGACUGCAUUCAGAAUGUGCUCACAGCCAACCUGCCCCACACGCCUGGCCCGCUGGAUCGCCACUUCCUGAGAGCUGCUGCACUGAUCCACUCCGACUUCAGCCAGCUUCCCACUGCCUCAGAGGUGAUCAUUCGGAACGCCGCCACGGCUGUGUACGCCUGCCGGAACCCCGUCCAGGAAACCUACUUCCAGCAGUUGGCUGCUCCCCUCCGCAACUCAGGCGUUCCCAACCCUCACGACAGCGCCUUCAGCCUGCCCAGCAAGGCCAAGCAGAAGCUGCUGAAGCACGGGGUGAACCUGCUCUGAACUGAUGCACUGGGGCAGGUCUCGGCCCCUGUGGAAAGGUCGUUCAGCUCCAGUGAAUAAGAUCUCAAAGCCAUAUACUCUACAGGAGGCACGAGGCUCCAGGCUGUGUCCAUGGGGUCUCCAGCCUGCCUUGCCCUGAGGAUGGGGCACUCUCAUUGCCCUGUUCUGUGGCAUGUUCUGUGCUGGUGCAGGGUGGUAUUGACAUUAGCACUUACCAAAGACUGAAGAUAGACAUUGCCUGUGUUGAGGUGCGUGGUUUACAUUGACUCUGGGACUGUUCAUGUUGCUCUGCUGCCACGGGCAGAGACUCCUGGAGUGCCUUGACCUAAAGAAAAACCUUUUGCUCUAAGCUACACAGACACUGUGCUAUGGGGCCGUGGUCAGACACUGCCUCUGCCUGGAAAUCUGUGCCUACUUGCCCUGGUCAAACUGGGGCUUUAUUUAUAUCUUAAUCCAUAGAAUUGCUCCCCUGGCUUACCUUGGUUAAUGGAGCCUGCAUGUUCUCAGAUUAACUGGAAUAGAACAAGUGCUGCAGAACUCAUAACCCUCCUACAGGCACUGUCAGGAGGUGUUUAUCCUGUAGCUGAUCCUUGUCCCUCACUGCCUGGCUGGUGAUG
This is a messenger RNA of Neopsephotus bourkii (Bourke's parrot), 2739 nucleotides long. RefSeq names its product HPS4 biogenesis of lysosomal organelles complex 3 subunit 2 (gene HPS4). Gene Ontology annotation, biological process: vesicle-mediated transport. Bases 23 to 2122 code for a protein of 699 amino acids. The transcript is spliced from 13 exons. Lineage: Eukaryota; Metazoa; Chordata; Aves; Psittaciformes; Psittacidae. The record is from RefSeq and is a predicted model, not a curated record.